Molecule: messenger RNA, 1062 nt
Organism: Naegleria fowleri
Lineage: Eukaryota; Heterolobosea; Eutetramitea; Acrasida; Naegleriidae
Exons: 2
Coding region: 1-1062 (353 amino acids)
Source: RefSeq, a predicted model, not a curated record
AUGACAAACGGCAUUGGGACAGGCGACUACGAGUACAUUGUGAUGGAACUCGUCUACCUCGUUCUAGGCUUGAUCACCCUCGGUACUUUAAUCAAAAAGAUCUCGGACGAGAAGAGAAUGACUUGUUCGCUCUUUGAAUUUUCAAUUUUUACAAUUUUCUUUUUUAUUUUACUGAGAAUUGGAGUCAUUGCAUUUCUCUUAUAUUUGAGAUUAGGUUUCUUACCAGACCUCAUCAAAUCAAGGUCAAAUAAUAAUUUAGCAAAUCAAGAAAUGGAAAGACAAGCUGAAGUAUAUCUUGUCACGUGGGAAUUACUCUCUUUUUUAGGAACCUGUGCCUUGUAUGCCAGUAUUUCCACAUUGGUCUAUAAAUGGAGAUCUCUCUUGAAUGGUGACACAAAGAGUAAUUUGGCACUUGUGCUUGGAAUGAAUUCAAUUUUAUUCUUCAUUGGAAUUUUCUGUGUCAUUAUGCAAUACUUUUUUGAAUUCAAGAAUUACACAUGGGUUCAUGUGGUUUACUAUUUUUGUGCCAUUAAUAUUUUCAUUAUGGGUGCUGUCUUUAUUUAUCAUGCUGACAAGAUGCAAACAAAAGUGAGACCAAAUAAUGAAUUGUCAUUCCAACUCUUUAGACAUGCCACUUAUAACAAGUAUUCUGCUGUGGUUUUGGGAGUUGCUUUUAUUACCCGUGGAGUGGUGAUGGCAUUGGACAAUGUGGGAUACAAGUUUUUGAGAGAUGGAUCUCCAGCUCAAGUCGUGUGGAAUAUUUUCUUCAAGUAUAUUUGUUGGGUCAUUCCUGAAUUAAUCAUUGUCAUGUGUUUAUUGAUUUGUUUGCUUGAGACUGAAUAUUUCCAUAAUAUUUUAGCGGUCAUGUAUGGACGAGUGAACGGAAAUACCAAUUACGCGGAGGUGCCACCUGUGGAAAUUGCUGACUUGGAAGAUGUGGUCAAGACUGGAAAUGUUGACAUUUCUGAAUCAGAGCUACAAGAAAUGAGAGCCAAAACUUCUGGAAGUAGUAGUCAUGAAAAAGGCCAAGGGGAUGGUUACUCGAAAUUUGAAGAUGAGUGA